Messenger RNA from Babjeviella inositovora NRRL Y-12698, 1927 nucleotides. RefSeq names its product alpha-keto acid decarboxylase family protein. Lineage: Eukaryota; Fungi; Ascomycota; Pichiomycetes; Serinales. Bases 1 to 1647 code for a protein of 548 amino acids. Gene Ontology annotation, molecular function: carboxy-lyase activity; thiamine pyrophosphate binding; magnesium ion binding. The record is from RefSeq and is a predicted model, not a curated record. The transcript has 2 exons.
AUGGACAUUUCCCUUGGUGAAUAUCUCUUUGCGCGUCUCGCCCAGCUCUCCGUCCACUCCAUCUUCGGCGUCCCCGGAGACUUCUCCCUCGCACUCCUCGAUACCCUACCCCCCACUUCGCGCUGGGUAGGCAAUGCAAACGAGCUCAACGCCGCGUAUGCAGCGGACGGGUAUCUGCGAGUCACGGGACUCGCAUGUCUUGUAACCUCGUUUGGCUCCGGUGAGCUCUCCGCACUCAACGGCGUCGCGGGCGCGUACGCGGAACAUGUCGCGCUCCUCCACGUAGUAGGGGUGCCCUCCAUUGCGGCCCAAGCGAAACAGCUCCUCCGCCGCCAUACCCUCGGCAACGGCGACUUUACCGUCUUCCACCGCAUGGCGCAGAAUGUCGCACACACCACCGCCUUCCUCAACGACAUCCGCACCGCACCCGCAGAGAUCGACCGUUGCAUCCGUGAGGCGUACCUCGCGCAGCGACCGGUCUACGUGGGGCUCCCCGCGAACCUCGUCGCGAUGCGCGUGCCCGCAUCCCGCCUCGCAGCACCGCUCGACUUGACACGAGCACCCAACGACUCGUGUACGGAGCACGAGGUCGUCGCAGCGUGUAUACGUCUCAUGCGCGCGGCACACGCACCGGUGGUGGUGGUGGAUGCGGGUGCCGCGCGCCAUGGGUGCAAGCGUAUCGCGGCGCGGCUCGUCGAUGCCACACAGUUCCCGGUGUUUGUCACGCCGAUGGGCAAGGGCGGCGUCGACGAGCAGCACCCGCGGUUCGGCGGGGUGUUUGUUGGCACCCUCAGCUACCCCGCGGUGCGCGCAGCCGUCGAUGCCGCAGAUCUUGUGCUUUCAAUUGGUGGACUCAUGUCGGAUUUCAGUACAAGCUCGUUUAGCUAUAGGUUUAGCACGAAGAACGUGGUGGAGUUUCAUGCGGACUAUGUUAAGGUCAAGACUGCGACAUAUCCGGGGGUCCAGAUGAAGGUUUGCUUGGAGGAGCUAUUGCAGACUGAUUCGCAGGGUGCACAAGUCAGCUCGCUAGACCCCCUCGGCCCUCUUCCUCAGGACUAUCUCUGGUCGCGUCUCGGCUCAUGGCUCCGCGAAGACGACAUUGUCAUUACUGAAACCGGCACCUCCGCCUUCGGGGUCAUCCAGACCCGGUUCCCCGAUCGGACUCUCGGGAUAUCGCAGGUGCUCUGGGGUUCUGUUGGCUUUACCGUGGGCGCCACGCUCGGUGCGGUACUCGCGGCAGAGGAGACAGAUACGACUCGCCGAGUCAUCCUCUUUGUGGGCGACGGCUCGCUCCAGCUUACAGUGCAGGAGAUAUCCACGAUGGUGCGCUGGGGCACCAAGCCGUAUCUCUUUGUGAUGAAUAACGACGGAUCUACGAUUGACCGGCUCCUUCACGGAAACGCGAGCUAUAACGACAUUCAGCCGUGGGACAAUCUUGCGCUUCUUCCCUUGUUUAACGCAGUGAACUACGAAACGCGUCGCGUGAGCACGCCCGCUGAUGUGGAUGUGAUGUUUGAGGAUGCAGGCUUUGCGAAUAACGAUCGUAUUCGCAUGGUUGAGGUGAUGUUGCCACGCAUGGAUGCGCCGCUGCACUUGCAGGGCGUGGAAGCGAGUCUUGGGGAGAGUCUUGAAUUUGUAGAGCUUUAGCAAGUGCGAGUCGAAGAUGAGCAUACAAGUUGUCAAUGGUGAAACCAAAAUAUUAAUUGUCAAUGGUGAAACCAGAAUAUUAGUUUCAGAUAAGCGCAGGUUGAACACAAAUAUAUCUAAAUCUAUCCGCUAUUCAUUACCCACUGUUUCUCUAUCCUGGUUAAUCAUAUGAUGUCUAAUACCUCUCAUUAAACAAAGAUAAAAAAUGAAAUGGGGCUUUGGGUGGUACAAUAUCAGCCUGUACAUUAUAUAACUAAUGUAAUUCUAAUGAUUUAACCUG